Molecule: messenger RNA, 715 nt
Organism: Gryllus bimaculatus (two-spotted cricket)
Lineage: Eukaryota; Metazoa; Arthropoda; Insecta; Orthoptera; Gryllidae
Source: the annotation of a GenBank genome assembly
CCUUAGCAGAGUAGCAAUGGAGCGAGUCAGUAGAGCAGUUAUGGAUAACCGUAAGAAGACUUACUAUCCAGUUGGAGUGGGGGACGUCACAAAGGAAGAAAACAGUGCUCGCAAAGAAGAAAUGAUGAAAGGCAAAAUUUGUAAUGUAGAAAUGACAAGAAAGACCUACGACCUUUUGACCGAUCUGGUGACGCCUCAGGAACCACUGGCCGUGCUGUGCCAUUGGCGACUUCCUCAGGAACAACGUGCUCUUCAGGUACGAAGACGGAAAACCCGUGAGAUGAAGCUUCAUCGACUUCCAGACGAUCCGUACGCCUCGCCAGCUAUCGACCUCUCCGCUACUGCGUGCAUGAACUCCACUCACGAGCUGCGGGAGAAACAUUUCCACGAGCUGUUGAAGGUGUAUCACACGUCGCUCAGGAAGACAUUGGCGGCACUGCUGGGGAAACCUGAAGGUGAACUUGAUCCGUGUUACAGCUUUGAGGCUUUCAUUGAAGAGUUCAAAAAACGUGCUGUCUAUGGAUAUAUAAUAACUGUCAUGUUUUUACCAGUGAUGUUUGCAGACCCUGCGGAUCUCAGUGAACUAGUGAAAUUAAGCUGGGAGGAGCAACUGGCUCCAGAAAAUAUUGAGUUAUCUCUCCGUCUUGGAGGUGAAGAAGCUACACGUGCGUUAGUGAGCCUUACAGAAGAUCUCAUAAAAAUGCAAUAUCUGUGA